Paramecium tetraurelia is the source of this 1560-nucleotide messenger RNA. RefSeq lists its product as uncharacterized. NCBI's taxonomy places the organism in Eukaryota, Ciliophora, Oligohymenophorea, Peniculida, Parameciidae. The transcript has 3 exons. The record is from RefSeq and is a predicted model, not a curated record.
AUGAAUAUCUUGUAUUAAAAAUAAGCACAGGAAACAUAAGAAACAAGUUGCAAAAUUCAUAAUCUAGAAUUGAUUGCAGUUGAUUUGGAUUUAUCAGAUAAGGCACAAAUUUAAUUCUUCUGUGGUAAAUGUUUAGUUGAGAAAUUUAAUAAUAAUAAGGUGACUACUAUAGAGUAAUCCAAAGAGAGAAUCUAAUCAAUAAAGUCAUAAUAAAAAGAUAUCAAAGCUAAAAAGAAUUAAGCAAGACUCAAUUAUUAUAAAAUUAUUUUAGAACAAAUUAUGUAUUUUAAAUAAUCAAUUGAUGAUUCCUUGGAGAAGAUGCAUAAAUAAAUAUAAUAAUAUAUGUUUCCAAUUUAAAAAGAAAAAUAAGAAUUAUAAGAAUUUGAAUCAUAAUUAAAUUAUUUUGAAGAUCUAAAGUAGUUAUCUGAAUUGUAUUCUUAAGAAUAAUAGUAAUCACCGAAAUUAAUAGAAGAUAAUCAUUUUAUUAAUGAAAUAUAAAAACAAUUUGAACUCUUAUUCAAUAGUUCUGAAUACUUUUAGACUGUAUACACAUUUAAGAAUACAAAAGAAAAAAUUAAAGAUAUUAUGGAAAAUAAUGUAAUCGAAAUGGUUCUUUCAAAUAUAAACAAAAAUGAUUCUAAAACACCAAGUUUAAGUAGAAUUUGUAGUAAUCAUAAAAAGGAAAUAAUUAUGAUUGAUAUGGAUUCAUAAAAAUAAAAAAUAGAAGACAGAUUUGCUUGUGUGGAUUGCAUUUAUGAAAAUCCACAAAUUAAAUAUCAAACUAUCGAAAAUAUAGAUAAGUAAUGGAAGGAGUACAAUACUGGAACUGAAAAGAUAUUAAAAGAAUAUAAAAAGGAAAGCAAAGAAACAAAAUAAGAAUUACUCAACCAAUUAGGACAAAUGAGAAGGAAUUACAAUACAAAAUUGAAUGAAAUAAGUGAAAAAUUGAUUGCUGAGUAAUUCUUAAGCAUUGAUAAAACUAAACAAUCCAAGAAAAUAAAAAAUAUUUCAAUUAAAACAUUAGAUGAUGAAUAAUUGUAGAAGGAUUUAGAGUAAUUAAUAGAAAAGGAAAAAGAAAACUUAUCAUAAAGUCAAAUACUUAAAGACUUAAAAAAUAAAGAUUAAAUUUUCAAAAAAGACCUGUAAUAUUAUUUAGAAUGUUUGCAAUAAUAUGAUUAAUAAGAUAUUUAAUAAUCAUUGGAAAUAUUGAAAGAAGUUUCAAUUGAAAAAGAUUUAAGUAUUUAAUUAACUGAUAUGAUUAAAGAUAUUUAAAAAUAUGCAUAAAAGGAUGAAAACUACAAAAAUCAAAUUAAUUUUAUCAAAGAAAUUUAAGAAUUGAUUGAUUAAGCAAAAAAAUAUCAAUGCCAAUUAAAUAUAUUUGAUUAAAUGAUUCUGGUUUAUUAACAGUAAGUCUAGAAGAUUGAAUCCAUUCAAUAAAGUACAUCAAUUAAAUCAUAAGAUUAAGCAGUGAAAUCAGAAUAAUAAAUAUCUUAAUAUUAAAAAUUAUAAAAUAUAUUGAAUGAAUAUGUGAAUACUUUGGAAAUAAUAGUAUAUAAUUGA